Messenger RNA from Bemisia tabaci, 1613 nucleotides. RefSeq lists its product as uncharacterized. NCBI's taxonomy places the organism in Eukaryota, Metazoa, Arthropoda, Insecta, Hemiptera, Aleyrodidae. The record is from RefSeq and is a predicted model, not a curated record.
CCGGGCGCGGCGCGGGGCCGACGACGCGCGACCCGGAGUCCUCUCACAAUCAGUAGUUGCUCAAUUUCCAUCUCCGACGGAUCUUGCCCAGUUAACGUGACGUUCAGCGUGGUGUCCAGUGGACCCGGACCCGACGCCCCACGCCCCAGUGAUUCCGUGUCCGACCCGGCGCCCCCCACCCCCACCCCCGCCCCUCGCGCGCCUCCAGGAAGCUUCAUCCCAGAAGUAAUGGCUCCACUCCUGGUGCUACUGCUGAGCAUUGUGGGUUGCGUCACGGCGCAGCUAGGCGUCGGGCAGGGCGGUCUCUCGUUCGCGAUCCAGCCGCCACCACCGGUGCAGCAGCAAGUGCCGGCAGCGGUCUUCCCGCGUAACAACUUCGCAGCGCCUGUCGAGAUAGGCAACCGGCGCUACGCCCACCGCGCGGUGCUCGUCAACUCGGAGAACGAGGCGCUCCUGCCCUCGGAGCUCCGCAACCCGUUCUACAAGAACCCUCGAGUGGCCGAGGCCCUCGCCAAGAACAGCUGGUUCACCCCCGGCGAGCAACACGUCGUCGACCGGGAGGCUGAGAAGAUCCCCAGGCAUAAGAUUUACAUGCUCCUCAAGGAUGCCGGCUUGGUUAAUAAGAGGCGGAGGAGGUCCACUUUCCGCUACUGAUGUGAAAUCGUGUUGAUAUCACUUUCAUGGGACAGUUGUUACCAGCACAUCCAAAGAUGUUACAAUGAUACUUGCGGAGAGAAUUUGUGACCCCAUUUAUCCUGUGAUGGAAGACGGAGUCUCAAACGGCACCCCCUCUUGUCAGAGAUACUGCCGACAUAACUUUGCGCUACUCAAGGUGUGAAUUUACGUGAUCUGUUAAGUAUGUUUGCUUCGGCUCGCCCUACGGAUUUCAAAUGUGUAAAAGAACAAAUAGAUUUCAGGAGGAGUCAUCAAAAACUACAAGAUGUUUUUUUAUUGCAAUUUUUCUGUUGCUUUAAAGAAUUUAAUCAAAAUCUAACGAUGGAUCUCACACAUCAAAAAUAAGUGUAAGUGAGUAUAAAAGAACCCUCCAAGUUUUGAUUGUAAUCGCAUGGUGUGGAAAUUUAGAUUGUAAAAGUUCUCAUUACGAUGAGAGGAAAAUACCACCUUCUUCCAGACUUUAGAAAGGUAAUGAGAAAAAAAUCAAUUUUUCAGGAAAGACUUACUUGUUGCCAUAAAUUUGAAUGUAUGUGAAAUAAAUUAUUUUAAGUACGAAUUAAAUAGAACCAAAAUACACUGAUAUCAAUCAAGUUACAUUCUUAGUUUGGCAUCAUUUCUUGUCGUAAAUCAAAACUAAAUGGACAAUACUGUACCUUAUCUGACCAUGGUAUUUAUUUGCUUGACUGAAAUGAAUUUCCGAUGACCAGUUGGUGAUGACUAUAAAUUUAGAAAAUAUCAUACAUCCAAAUCAUUCGGAAAUUAAAAAUAAAAAAGCUAUGUUCGUUCGUAAUUGAUUUCAUCAAAAUAUUAAUAUUAUACCUCUUAUUAAUAUUAUCAAAUAAUACAAAGAUUCCACUUGAUUUACAAUUUUGCAUGUAGUACCACUUACCGUUGUAAAAUAUCAAACCUCAAACUGAAUAAAUAAAGCUAAAAACCCA